Molecule: messenger RNA, 1962 nt
Organism: Carlito syrichta (Philippine tarsier)
Lineage: Eukaryota; Metazoa; Chordata; Mammalia; Primates; Tarsiidae
Gene: CDK1
Product: cyclin dependent kinase 1
Exons: 8
Coding region: 160-1053 (297 amino acids)
Biological process (GO): mitotic G2 DNA damage checkpoint signaling; G2/M transition of mitotic cell cycle; protein phosphorylation
Cellular component (GO): nucleus
Molecular function (GO): RNA polymerase II CTD heptapeptide repeat kinase activity; cyclin-dependent protein serine/threonine kinase activity; ATP binding
Source: RefSeq, a predicted model, not a curated record
AGCCGCCGUUUCCUCCUCCUUUCGCGCUCUAUCUACCCGGGAGGCCCAGCUCAAGCGGAGCUGUGCUCUGAUUGGUUCCUUUGAAAGUCCACGGGCUACCCGAUUGGUGGACCCGGGACCCUUUAGCGCGGAUCUACUAUACGUACUGAUUGAGUAAACAUGGAAGAUUAUACCAAAAUAGAGAAAAUUGGAGAAGGUACCUAUGGAGUUGUAUAUAAGGGUAGACACAAAACUACUGGUCAAGUGGUAGCCAUGAAGAAAAUCAGACUAGAAAGUGAAGAGGAAGGGGUUCCUAGUACGGCAAUUCGGGAAAUUUCUCUAUUGAAAGAACUUCGUCAUCCAAAUAUAGUCAGUCUUCAGGAUGUGCUUAUGCAGGAUUCCAGGUUAUAUCUCAUCUUUGAAUUUCUUUCCAUGGAUCUCAAGAAAUAUUUGGAUUCUAUUCCUCCUGGGCAGUUCAUGGAUUCUUCACUUGUUAAGAGUUAUUUAUACCAAAUCCUACAGGGGAUUGUGUUUUGUCACUCUAGAAGAGUUCUUCACAGGGACUUAAAACCUCAAAAUCUAUUGAUUGAUGACAAAGGAACAAUUAAACUGGCUGAUUUUGGCCUUGCCAGAGCUUUUGGAAUACCUAUUAGAGUAUAUACACAUGAGGUAGUAACACUCUGGUACAGAUCUCCAGAAGUUUUGCUGGGGUCAGCUCGUUACUCGACUCCAGUUGAUAUUUGGAGUAUAGGCACCAUAUUUGCAGAAUUAGCAACUAAGAAACCACUUUUUCAUGGGGAUUCAGAAAUUGAUCAACUCUUCAGGAUUUUCAGAGCUUUGGGCACUCCCAAUAAUGAGGUGUGGCCAGAAGUAGAAUCUUUACAGGACUAUAAGAAUACAUUUCCCAAGUGGAAACCAGGAAGCCUAGCAUCCCAUGUUAAAAACUUGGAUGAAAAUGGCUUGGAUUUGCUCUCGAAAAUGUUGGUCUAUGAUCCCGCCAAGCGGAUUUCUGGCAAAAUGGCAUUGAAUCAUCCAUAUUUUAAUGACUUGGACAAUCAGAUUAAAAAGAUGUAGCUUUCUGACAAAAAGUUUCCACAUAUUAUGUCAAGAACGAAUAGUUGUGUUUUUACUGUUAAUUCUGUCUAUUUUUGUCUUGUGUGUUUUUCUUUGUUGUAAAACUUAAGCUAUACUCCAUCCUCUGAUUUCAAAAAUAUAACUUAAGAAUGUAAAUAUUCUAUAUGCAUUUAAAUAUAAUAAUUCUGUAUAUGUGUAGAUCUCACUGUAACAACUAUUUGUUACUAUAAUAAAACUAUAAUAUUGAUGUCAGGAAUCGGGAAAAAUUUGAGUUAGCUUAAAUCGUAUCAUUCCUUAUGGCAGUUUUAUUUUUCUGUAGUUGGAACUACUAAAAUGUAAGAAUGUGUGCUAAGUUCAAGUUCCAUGAUGCAUGAUGCUUUGAAGUAUUUUUGUGUCUGAAUGUUUAAAUUUUUUUGUCAGUUUCUUGCCAUGUGGUAACUACACAACCUGCCUAAAGAUGAAUAUUUUUCUAUGGUAUUUUAAUUUGUGACCUAAAUGUUUAAGCAUUCAGAAUGAGAACACUACAGAUUUGAGAGAUGAUGCUAAAUUUAUAGGAGUUUUCAGUAACUUAUAAAACUAACAUUAGAGCAUGCCAAAGUUUGCUAAGUUUUACAGUCAAAGAUCAAGAGCUGUCCACAGCAGGGAAGAACAGUUUUGAAAAUUUAUGAAGAGUCCUAUUUUUAGGUAUGUUAUGAAAGCUUUUUAUCUAAGUAAAUUCUUAUGCUUUGGUCAGAGGUAAUUGUAUGAUGAAAGAGUUGCUUAUCUUGGCUUUCAAGAGUUGCUUAUCUUGGUUUUUAAUUUAUAACUACUUGCAAAUUUUGACGUAGUGUUUAUUAGCAGAAAAGGUUCUAAUGUACAAGUAUUUAGCAAAAUUCAUUAGCUUUGGGGAUUAAAUUGUUUAAUUAAUAA